UUGCACUACGGCAAUCACCUUCCCAUGUUAUAUAAAUACAGAUGUGAACCAGCCACCUUCACACUGGUUUUUCAGACAGGACAGCGUCAGUUAAAACACACUGACUAAGACUAAAACUGAACACCAUGAAGGUUCUUGUGGUGCUUGCACUUGCUGUAUUUACAGGUUGCCAGGCCAACCUUUUCACUGCUGAUGAGCCCAAGCCACAGCUGGAGCAGCUGACUGAUGCAUUCUGGAGCUAUGUUUCCAAGGCAACACAAACCGCAGAGGAAACCGUCAAGAUGAUCAGGUCUUCCCAACUGGGACAGGAAGUCAAUGCUAGACUGACCCAGAGUGCCGACAUGGCCAGCGAAUAUGCCGUCACCCUCAAGAAACAGAUGGAUCCUCUGGCUGAAGAGCUGAUGACCAAAAUCACCAAAGAAGCUGAAGUGUUGAGGGAGCGUUUGGGCCAGGACCUGAUCACUGUGAGAGACCAGCUGGAGCCCUAUGCUGACAACCUCAAGAGCCAGAUCCAGCAGAGAGUGGAGGAGCUCAGGACGGCCAUGACUCCAUAUGCAGAUUCCCUGGAUUCUGAGACCCUGAAGGCCACUCUGCUCCAGAAGAGUGAGGAGCUGAGAGGAAACCUGGAGCAGAGCGUGAAGGAGCUGCAGGCUCAGCUGGAGCCCUACACUGCUGAAAUCAAGGAGAAGGUUGACCAGCGUCUGCAGGAGUUCCAGAAGACCGUGAGCCCUCUGGCUGAGGAUCUUCAGACCCAGAUUAGAGAGAGAGCCCAGAUGGUCCAGCAGAGUCUCACACCCCACGCUGAAGACCUGAAGGAAAAGUUGGACCCCUAUGCACAGGACCUGAAGGACCAGCUCACCUCCCUGUACGAAACCUUCAUCAAGAGAAAUUAGAUGCUUCACAGACUUCUUCUUUCUCUAACAGAACUAUAUAACUACUCAUGAACUUUAAUAUGGAUCAAAUUACAUAUAUUUGAUCCAUGUUUUCCUCCAUUCAUCCUACCAUGCCCUAUACUAGAGCAAAAAAAAGUUUGAUAAAGUCUCAUAAAUUACAGUAUGCAACAUCCAAUGUCCUUUACAAUUGCAAAUUCUCUAUUUUUUUUUCUGUGUAACAGCGGUUAUUUAUUUUGAAUAAAUACAAUAUCUCUGAGAAAAA
Molecule: messenger RNA, 1155 nt
Organism: Ctenopharyngodon idella (grass carp)
Lineage: Eukaryota; Metazoa; Chordata; Actinopteri; Cypriniformes; Xenocyprididae
Product: apolipoprotein A-I-like
Exons: 4
Coding region: 126-893 (255 amino acids)
Biological process (GO): cholesterol efflux; positive regulation of lipid biosynthetic process; phospholipid efflux
Cellular component (GO): extracellular region; blood microparticle; high-density lipoprotein particle
Molecular function (GO): phosphatidylcholine-sterol O-acyltransferase activator activity; cholesterol binding; phospholipid binding
Source: RefSeq, a predicted model, not a curated record